Paramecium primaurelia is the source of this 1330-nucleotide messenger RNA. The record is from the annotation of a GenBank genome assembly. NCBI's taxonomy places the organism in Eukaryota, Ciliophora, Oligohymenophorea, Peniculida, Parameciidae.
AAUGAAGAAAUAAGAUUGGAAAUUCAUGUAAGUAUUUGGUGAUAAGGCAUCUUCUGACAAUGUAAGUGACGAGGAUAUCAUAUCUGCAGUGUAAUUUGAAAGGACUGGAAGAUUAUUAGGAUUAGGAGACAGAGCUGGUCGAUUGAUAAUAUUUGAAGUGCCAUAGAGUAAGAAGAGAGAUAAAGCUGAAUAUUAGUAUGAGUUUUAAUGAUUGUUUAGAUAUUUAACAGAAUUACAAUCACAUACAAGGGAAUUUGAUUUUCUUAAAAGUACUGAUAUAGAAGAGAAGAUUAAUCAACUUUAAUGGUUAAGAGCAUAAGGAAAAAAUAUGUAUAUAUUAUCAACAAAUGAUAAAACGGUGAAGUUAUGGAAGGUCAGUGAAAAAAAUGUAACUAAAGUUAUCAAACCAAGUGGUAAGGAUUUGGCAAUGCCUAAAUUAUAAGUUGUUGAGACUGGAUUGAUUCCUAGGUAAAUAAUUAAUAAGAUUAGAAAGUGUGAGAAAAGUAUUUCCUAAUUUGCAUAAUUAUCAUAUAAAUUCAUUGACUGCUUCAAAUAAUGAAGAAUUUGUUUUAACAUCAGAUGAUUUAAAAGUAUAUUUAUGGAGUAUUGAAUAACCAUCAAAAGCAUUUGUGGCUGUUGAUUUGAAACCUGAAAAUUUAGAUGAAUUAAGUGAAGUGAUAACAUCAUCAACAUUUCAUCCUAUAUUGGAUAAUUAAUUUUUAUAUACAACUAGUAAAGGAAUAAUUAAAUUAUGUGAUAUGAGAAAAUCAGGAAUUUGUGAUAAUACAGCUAUUACAAUGGCAGAACCAGAAGAUCCAGCUAAAAAGAAUUUCUUUACUGAAAUAGUUACAUCUAUAUCAGAUGCUUGUUUUAGUAGAAAUGGAAAAUAUAUAUUUUCAAGAGAUUUCUUAACUGUUAAAGUAUGGGAUAUUGCUAUGACCAAUAAACCAGUUGCUACAGUUUAAGUAUUUGAACCUUUAAAAUCAAAACUAUGUGAUCUAUAUGAAAACGAAUGUAUAUUUGAUAAAUUUUCAAUACAAUCAACACUUGAUUCAAAUAGUUUUGUAACUGGUAAUUUUAAUAGUACCUUCCAUAUUGUAGAUAGAUUAGGUAAUAUAGUUUAUUAUUAUUUUAAUAGGUGAAUGUAAUUCAUAAUAUGAAUUGAAUUUCAAUAAGAAAACUGUAGUGAGACAGAUCCCACCAAAAUAUUUCGAGAAUUUGGGAUCAUCAUAUGAUUUUAAUCGUAAAGUUUAGAAAAUCAGCAUGUGCUAAACUCAAAACCUUGUUGCAAUUGCUUGCCUCAAUUGUCUCUAUUUCUAUACAGCAUGAC